Hordeum vulgare subsp. vulgare (domesticated barley) is the source of this 1038-nucleotide messenger RNA. Its product is annotated as B3 domain-containing protein Os06g0194400-like. The record is from RefSeq and is a predicted model, not a curated record. Lineage: Eukaryota; Viridiplantae; Streptophyta; Magnoliopsida; Poales; Poaceae. The coding region runs from base 64 to 714 and encodes 216 amino acids. Gene Ontology annotation, molecular function: DNA binding. The transcript has 6 exons.
CCCACGAAUUCCCCACCCACCUGCACCCCACCUCGCUCCCCCAACGUCGGCAGCCGGAGCGCAAUGGCGGAACCCAACUCGUACGAGGAGCAGCGCAGGAGGCAGGUGGAGGAGAACAAGCGGAAGCUGGACGAGCUGCGCCUGCACCGCCUCUCCACCGCCGUCCGCGAGGCCGCCGUCAAGCCCGUGCCGACCGAGGAGCCGAAGCUGCGGUAUCUUCGCCCGCCGCCGCCCCCGACCCGGCGGUCCGGCCGCGUCGCCGGUCUCCCCAAGCAACCUGAUUAUCGCUACUCCGUGGAUAAUACCCGAAGGGAAUUACCGCCUGCUCCAGUGUACGCGACCAAUGAAGCUAGCACCUACGCCUUCACCAAGGCCAAAGAGCUCAAGAACCAGCUGUGCUCCGACCAACCCUCCUUCAUCAAGCCCAUUUCUAACUACUCUGAUGCACGUGGUCCUUUGGGCAUCCCGUUGCAAUUCAGAGAGAUGUAUCUCCCGUGGUGUGAUGAGACCAUCUCUCUGAUCGAUCAAGAGGAUGUUGAGUUUGAGAUGACUUACCUUGCGAAACAUGGCGCCAUCUGCUCUGGGUGGAGCUUGUUCUCCAUCGGGCACAAGCUGGCUGAUGGUGAUUGCUUGGUGUUCCAGCUAGUUCAGAGGACAAAGUUCAAGGUAUACAUAAUUGGUGCAAGUUCCUACUAUGAACAGGACCACCAUUGAUGCCUUUAGCUUCAACUAUUGCGACCUCACAAGUGGAUGAUCAGGUCAAACAAAGGAUCCAUGGAGUGCAACAUAUUUUUUGAAGAAGUCAUUCCCUGACCCCUAAAGGUGCAGCAGCAGCUGGUAUCAACCUCUAGUAUUCACAUUUUCCCGGAGCAUGAUAAAAUGUCAUGUUGAAUGCAAUUUGUCUGACCUAAUAGACAGUAAAGUUAAGAUUGAGCUUUCUGAAAUUAGGGAUUCUUCCGCAUUUGCAUGGAGAUUGUUCGUUGCACCUGUUUGGUUGCACCAAGAUAUAUGGUGUAGCAAAUCUUCUUGCCCCCUUUA